CAAAAGCUACAACAAUCGGCUCACACACCCAGUACCCCCCUCACCUUCUUCCUCUGUUCAUACUACUCUACUCUAACACCUCUGCAUCAUGUCCCCUCCCGGCCGCGGUAAUGACAACCUGGACGUGGGCCAAAAAUUCGUGAUUAGCCUGUUCGGUACUAGCGAGGUAUUGACAGCAGAAGGGAAAGAUGUUCAUCUCCGAGAAUAUGAGAAGGAUAAGGGGAGCCAAAUAUGGGUCUGCGAAAUGAACUCUAACGGUCGAUUCGGUAUGCGAAACUCGGCGACCGGGCGUUUGCUCGGCCGGGGUCACAAGGAGAAUAAGGUUGCGUGUUUCGCGACCGCACAUGGCCCCUGGGAGUGGCUUAACUUUACGCGGCUUAGCCUAGGCGGGUACUCAUUGAGGGUGAUUGGCGCUGCUACAGGUGAUAAGCUCUCCCCGGUUCAGCGGAGGGACAACACGAGUACGGGCUUGAUGAUUGGGACCGCUGCCCAUCAGUUCGGACUGCACCAGCUUCAGGACUCGGUGUUGAGGAGGUUUGAGUGGGUGGCGCCGGACCGUCUAGCGCGCUCAUCCGCGCCGUACUAUGAUGGCGAGGAUUCCGAUGAGAGCAUUAAUGAGACCUCCAUUGGGUUCCUUGUCAGUCAUGGUAUAAAGAACAUCAUCAGCUUGAAUUCUGUAGAGAUAUCGCCGCGGGAGAAGGGCAGGCUUCGUGCCGCCAAGAUCUCAUACUCGCACAUCACGGCGCUGGAGUGCACCGCACCCACUCAAGAGCAAUUUGAUCAGAUCUGGAAUGCCUAUGAGAAAAGAGCGGGGGCUACGAUCGUCUACUGCGGAUAUGGGGAUGGGAGGACUGGGAUGGCUAUCAGCGCAAUUCAGAUCUUCGAGGGUCGUACUCUGAGCGACCUUGAUUUCAGGGCGAACGGUGUGCAGUGCCGCGAUCACGUAGAAGCAUUAAAUGCGUUAAGCGAGAGAAUUCAGGGGUGAGUCUCUCUUCCAGACAGAAUCUCAUUGCCUGGCCUGACCUUUGCUCUAAUUAGUGUCGAACACCACAACGACUCACCCGACACCACCGACAUCCAACCCCCACCAUAUACAGCACCUAAAAAGGAUAAGUGAUAGGAUGCGUCACCAUGGAGUUAUGCGAGACUGGUAGGGUCAGGGGGAGUGCAUAUGAAUAAUCUGCGUGUGUAUCCUAAUUGGCUUAUAGGACGGUGGACGAAUUGCGCGAUAUAAACCAUAAUCGCGAUCAGGGGCAGGCAGCGGUAAAUGCAUGAGGUGGCCAAACAUGGUAGUAGUCGGGAGAAGGAGUCGGUGGAGCACGGAGAUGCCGGAGGAGAAGAAACUUUUGCCUAUAAAGGAGCGAUGGAAAGCCGGAAUUUAAGAUGUGUUCGGAGCACAUUGCACUGUCGGUUGGAGUAUCUUACCUCUACACCUAUCUAUUGUGCCUUAGGAACUCGAAGUUUGGAAGGAUUAAUAUCCUAGAUACAUGUUAUCAAGCAUAGAAAGUAACCGGAAGCAAGGAUGUUGAUGCAAGUUUUGGUCAAAAUUCCCCUUUUCCAGCGGAUCAGAAAACGGGUGCCUUCCAAUACUCAACAAAAGCCGAGGAGGUUCCUUUUGUAAUAGAUUUAUCGAACCAGCGGCCAGGCAUUUACCGGUAAUCCAUCGGUUGUAUUUAUUCAAAGUUGACUGAGAGAAGGGGAAUAGGAAGUCCUUGAUGGCCUCGUGUGUACUGUACGGUACUCGUACAGUACCCCA
Molecule: messenger RNA, 1756 nt
Organism: Tuber aestivum (summer truffle)
Lineage: Eukaryota; Fungi; Ascomycota; Pezizomycetes; Pezizales; Tuberaceae
Source: the annotation of a GenBank genome assembly